AUGAGGCCCCAAUAUCCCGACUCGCAGCGCGCAACAUCCUCUCUCCUAGAAAUCGAGGAAGCGUCGCAAGACAUCAAAACCGCCGACGCCACUCUGCAAACUCUCCAGCACCAACAGGCUGCUGUUCCCCAGAACGAACCUCGACCUUCAGCUAUGAAAACCAUAGUCAACGCCCUCGUCGCGAUCCUCGCCCUCUUCCUCGCUCUUUUCGGCUUUUGCAUUAGCGAUGCUCCGACCGAUGAGGAUACGAAAUCAGCUGAGGCUGUGAAGAAGGUUUCGCUUGAGCGCAAGAAGGCUGAGAAGAGGAUCAAGCGUGCGGGGGCGCAUAUGCGUGCUCUUGAUCGACUGGUUGAGGCGCAGGAACUUGAUAUCGGUGAUAACGGGACGGGAAGCUGGGAGAUGGUUCAGAGGUGGAAUGAUGCGCGGAGUGAUUAG
Messenger RNA from Fusarium tjaetaba, 435 nucleotides. RefSeq lists its product as uncharacterized. The transcript is spliced from 2 exons. The record is from RefSeq and is a predicted model, not a curated record. Lineage: Eukaryota; Fungi; Ascomycota; Sordariomycetes; Hypocreales; Nectriaceae. The coding region runs from base 1 to 435 and encodes 144 amino acids.